Molecule: messenger RNA, 1110 nt
Organism: Bombina bombina (fire-bellied toad)
Lineage: Eukaryota; Metazoa; Chordata; Amphibia; Anura; Bombinatoridae
Exons: 11
Coding region: 256-1035 (259 amino acids)
Biological process (GO): regulation of DNA-templated transcription
Source: RefSeq, a predicted model, not a curated record
UCCCAUUACCUCACCAGACCAGUGCAUUAUUUACAGAUAAAUAAUAUUAUAAAGAGGAUCCCUCUGCCUCCCACACACACAGCCUCCUUCCAGAAGCUCCAGUACUUUAUCCUCGAGUAGCAGCUAGAUCCCUUGCAGCAAAAGAACCUUGAACUCACAGAAGCCACGUGACUGCAGUGACCUCAUCUGUACUUUAACCGGACUGGAUCUAGCUGCUACCAGGUGUCACGUUUAUAGCAUCUGACAAAGAACAAGAUGAACAAAUGCAGGAAGCAGAUAGCAGAGCAGUUCCUGAGUCAGGCCCUGGGCAUCAUCUGCCUGCUGACCGGAGAGGAAUACAUUAUUGUGAAGAAGAGGCCCUCCCACAGCAGCGUUCAACAGCUGAGCGGAGAGGUGCCUAUAAAGUGUGAUGAUGUUGCUGUGUAUUUCUCUAUGGAGGAGUGGGAGUAUAUAGAGGGACACAAGGAGCUUUACAAGGACGUCAUGAUGGAGACUCACCAAGCACUAAGGACUAUGGAGAUCCCAGGAAAUGAGCGCUCAGAAUUAACUGGUCACAUAGAUGAAAAUCUAUACACAGGAGCUCAUAGAGAACUGGUACAGAAUAUUCAGCCAGUGGAGACCCCAUCAGACAUCUCUGCAGAACUAACAGGUCACAGUGUUGAAAAUCUAGACACAGGAGCACAUGGAGACCUACAGAAUAUUCAGCCAUCGGAUGUCUCUGCAAAUGACAUUAAUACUGACGUAGAUCUGAGUGUAACGUGUCAGCUGGCAGCUCCAAUGCAGGAAUUGUGUGACCGUGACAAUGAAGAUGUAAACAAUGCUAAAAUUGUAUGUAACACGGAACAAACAGAAGAUCAGUGGCUAAGUAAUAUGCCAGAAGCUGCAAAGCAGGAAAUAUGUUACAAUAUAAGUACAGGUGAAAACGAUGCUACGAUUUCAUGUAACAUGGAGCAAACAGAAGAUCAGUGGCUAAGAAACGCAGAACCAUCAGAGCAGCAAAUUUGUGCCACUAUAAAUACAGAAUUGCCUGAGUAACACAGUUGGCUGGCUUGCUGCUUAUCCCAGAAGGUGUAGUUGACACGUGAAUUCACAAACUGCAAUAAUCCUAGU